Molecule: messenger RNA, 318 nt
Organism: Miscanthus lutarioriparius
Lineage: Eukaryota; Viridiplantae; Streptophyta; Magnoliopsida; Poales; Poaceae
Source: the annotation of a GenBank genome assembly
AUGUCGUCGGCGGCGGCGCUCCUCCUCCUCCCCAUCCUCGCCGCCGCGGGCGAGGGGGCGGCGGCCUGCCCGACGCCGCCCGCCGCCGCCGUCAUCCUGCGGCACGCGUCCACCUCCUGUCGGACGGUGGACGCCCUGGGGCUCCGUGGUCACCGCGCCGGCGUCGUCGAGGUGGGUUUCGCUUUGCCGUUUGAUCUCCCCAUCACUCUUCUUGCAGAAAAUUGGCGUCCGGUUGCUUGCGCUGCCAGGUUGCCGUUUGGAGUGAGGGAAUUUAAAUAUUUAAUGUCGUUUUGCUUCUAUCCACCUUUUGUGAUUUGA